This is a messenger RNA of Juglans microcarpa x Juglans regia, 1042 nucleotides long. Its product is annotated as vesicle transport protein GOT1. The coding region runs from base 227 to 652 and encodes 141 amino acids. Gene Ontology annotation, biological process: retrograde transport, endosome to Golgi; endoplasmic reticulum to Golgi vesicle-mediated transport. NCBI's taxonomy places the organism in Eukaryota, Viridiplantae, Streptophyta, Magnoliopsida, Fagales, Juglandaceae. The record is from RefSeq and is a predicted model, not a curated record. The transcript has 7 exons.
GAAUAGAAAUCCUGGCUGUUACAUGAACAUUGUUGGCCCAAUGGUCACGGGUGGAGUCCGAUAUGUAACCGACUCCAAGUCUCAAAGCCCGAAUUUCGUCACUUUGUCGGGUGAGCGGGUCAAGAAAAUCCUUCACGCGGAUCCCUUCCCCCCCGUUUGCUGGAAGUGCUCUAUUUGCUACCAUCAAAGAUUACAACUACAGAUAUCAAGAUGGCCUAUGAACUAAAUGAGCAAAAAAGUGAGAAUUAUACCAUGCAUAAUUGCUUUUGAAGGGAUUGGGUUGGGUCUGAUUGGUUUUGGCAUUACUUUCUCAUUUCUUGGAGUCAUUCUAUUCUUCGACAGAGGUUUGCUUGCUCUUGGGAAUAUAUUUUGCUUGACUGGAGUAGCCCUUUUGCUUGGUUGGCACUCAACGUGGAAUCUCUUCACAAACAGAGCAAACUACAAGGGUUCAGCAUCUUUUCUUUUAGGACUCUUUUUCCUUUUUGUUCGGUGGCCAAUAGUUGGUAUAAUCUUUGAAAUAUAUGGUUGUAUUGUCCUAUUUGGCGGUUUUUGGCCAUCUGUCAAGGUGUUCCUGUAUCAGAUUCCAGUUUUAGGAUGGAUUAUACAGUAUCCUUUUCUGCUUCUUGAUCGCCUGUUUAGGGGCUCUGGUUGAACACCCUGUUGGUUACUGAUGUCUGCUGUUGAAGUAUUCCAGUUUCUGGUUACCUGAUGCCAUCUUUAUCCAAAGAAUGAUUAUUUGACAGCUUACUGGGUGAACAUCAAUCGAAGAAUCCUUCCUCAGAUUAGUGUAAAAGGUAAAACUACUGGAUGGGAUGUGAACAACCAUUUGGAGAGCAGCCACUUACCAUUUUCUUUAUUUUCUAUUUUUUGAUUUAACUGUAUCUGCGAAAGAGAAUGGUCUAUAGGUCGAGUGGUUCAGUCAUUUUGCCAACUGUUGUGUUCAUGUCCUCAACAGCCCAAAAUUUAAGGUUUGAGGAAUGAUGAGCCAAAAAUCCUUUGAUAAAAAUUCUAAAAGUACUUGAAUGUGAGCUACUGAAGCAAA